Messenger RNA from Seriola dumerili (greater amberjack), 2434 nucleotides. It is a transcript of the gene nprl3, whose product is annotated as NPR3 like, GATOR1 complex subunit. The coding region runs from base 361 to 2226 and encodes 621 amino acids. Gene Ontology annotation, cellular component: GATOR1 complex. Gene Ontology annotation, biological process: positive regulation of autophagy; TORC1 signaling; negative regulation of TORC1 signaling. Lineage: Eukaryota; Metazoa; Chordata; Actinopteri; Carangiformes; Carangidae. The record is from RefSeq and is a predicted model, not a curated record. The transcript has 16 exons.
UAGAGUCUCUUAGCCUCGAAUCAGUACCAGUUUCUGUUAUAACAAUGUACAUAAAUUAAUUCAAAUAGCCAACAUAUAACGGUUACACUUGUGGGAUAAUGAUCCCAGUUUAUUCUGGUUGUCCAUUCAAUUCAAUCAAUGUUGUCACUAAGACUAAACCUUCUAUUCUAGCUUGAAAGUUCACAUGAGCCGACUGUUAACAGUUACAGGGCCUCUAUACAAGGUUGGCAGUUAAUAUGCUCAAUGCAGGAUUGGAGCAGAAGAACUUCACCAUUUGAGAAGACCUCAUAAUUGGAGGGAUCAGUGCGGCCGACUUUAUUGUGUCGCAGCAGCUAACGUACAGUUAGCUAGGAUGCUACCAUGAUGCUCAACCCAUCAGCCGGGUUACCAGAUGACCGAAGGUCCAUGUACAAUCAGCCACAAAAGAGCGUGUACAAAACUGGAGAUAAAACCAGCCCUAUUAGCGUCAUACUGGUUAGCUCUGGCAGCCGAGGGAACAAACUGCUCUUUCGAUACCCUUUCCAAAGAGUGGGUGAGUGCCCGUCAUCUCUUACAGCAAAACAACGAAGUCCAUAUGCACUGAACACAACUGGGGAUGGUAUUGAAGAUCAGGAUGGUGAUUCAAGAGAACAAUCUCCACUAACUGACGAACAGUUGGUAGCAGGGUUCUCUGACAUCAUCCUCGCCACCAUCCUGGCCACCAAAUCUGAUAUCUGUGGAAAGAAGUUUGAACUGAAGAUAGACAAUGUUCGAUUUGUGGGUCACCCUACUCUCCUUCAGCAUCCUCCCAUCAUUCAGUCUGAUGAUUCGUUGCUUGUGUUGCCCAAGUUGAAGGUUUCCAAAACAGAUCCUUCACCUAAGAGAGAGAUGCCCACCAUGAUCUUGUUUAAUGUGGUGUUUGCACUCAGGGCGAACGCCGACCCCUCCGUCAUCAGUUGUAUGCACAACCUGUCACGACGCAUCGCUAUAGCCCUGCAGCACGAGGAGCGGCGCUGCCAGUACCUGACCAGAGAGGCCAAGCUGAUGCUGGCCGUCCAGGAUGAGAUCACCACCAUGACUGAGACAGAUGGAAGCCCCCAGUCCCCAUUUAGACAAAUUCUUCCCAAAUGUAAACUAGCCAGGGACCUGAAGGAGGCUUAUGACAGCCUUUGUACAACAGGUGUGGUGCGACUACACAUUAACAACUGGCUGGAGGUGAGUUUCUGUUUACCGCACAAGAUCCACAGGAUUGGUGGCAACUAUAUCCCCCCAGAGGCAUUAGAGCGCAGCCUUAAAGCCAUAAGACCCUAUCAUGCCCUGUUGCUGCUGGAAAGUGAGAAGGCACUGCUGAGCCAGCUUCCUCUGGACUGCUCGCCUGCGAUGGUGCGCCUCAUCAAGACCUGCUCAGCGGUGAAAAACCUGCAGCAGCUCGCCCAGGACGCUGACCUGGCUUUACUUCAGAUCUUUCAAAUUGCUGCCCACUUGGUUUACUGGGGCAAAGCGAUCAUCAUCUACCCGCUGUGCGAGAACAACGUGUACAUGCUGUCUCCUCAUGCCAACAUCUGCCUAUACUCACCACUGGCUGAGCACUUUGCCCAGCAGUUUCCUGGUCAUGAUCUGCCCUCCAUGUUAGCCAAGUUCUCGCUACCUGUCUCACUGGCCGAGUUCAGAAACCCCCUGGAAGCUCCUGCACAGGAGGCCCAGCUGAUCCAGAUGGUGGUGUGGAUGCUCCAGCGCCGCCUGCUGAUCCAACUGCACACUUAUGUUUGCCUGUUGGUACCGCCUGGCGAGGAUGACCCUGGGCUGAGGGAUGAAGAUCCUCCACUGGCCACCAGAGUAGGAGGCCGCAGUCUCAGCACCCCAAGUGCUCUCAGCUUCGGUUCCCCAACCAGCAGUGACGACAUGACCCUCACCAGUCCCAGCAUGGACAACUCCAGUGCAGAGCUGCUGCCUGGUGGAGACUCUCCACUCAACAAGAGGAUGACAGAGACGCUGCUCGCCAGUCUGUCAGAGCACGAGCGGCAGGUUAUUCUUAACAUCCCUGCUGCACAAAAUCCCGAGGAUCUGCGAAUGUUUGCCAGGCUGCUGCAUUAUUUCCGGGGACAUCACCACCUGGAAGAGAUUAUGUACAAUGAGAACAUGAGGCGCUCGCAGCUCAAGACGCUGUUUGACAAGUUCCGCAGUGUCCUUGUGGUGACCAACCAUGAGGAUCCCAUUAUUUCAAUCUUUCAGUCACCCAUGGAGUAGCGGCACAGGGACGGUAUCAGGUCUCACCAACUAGAAAAAGAUGUCAGUUUGAGAGCAGUUAAUAGCCUGCUGUGCUCACGGCUAAGUGCUUCUGCUCAACAAUUUUGUUUUUAAAAUGAACUGACACAAUGAUUGCAUCAAUGUGUGCAGAUUUACAAAGUGUAAAAAGUGUUUUUCCUUUAUGAGCCAAAUGUUUGUUUACAAUAUU